CAUCUCCUCAGAUCCAGAAGAACAACUGGUAUCAGCGGGAGGUGGAGCGACUCAAGGAGGAAGUCAACAGCAGAGACAUCAAAAUCAAGUGGGCCCAGAAUAAACUAAAGACAGAACUUGAUGCUCGACAGGAAGCUCAAGGCAAACUAGACAGGGCGCUGGUGAAGAUAAUGAAGCACGAGGACGAACUGAAGGCCAUCAAGGAGGAAGCUGAGAGUAUUGUCCGAUCCACCAGGGACAGUGAGAAUUCCCGGGCAAAUGUUUUAGACAUGCAGCUGAAGGAGGAGAAGGCUCGGCUCAUCAUGGAGCGGCAGGCCAGUGAGAGCAGAGGGUCGGCUUAUAACAAGGUGUCUACGGAGCUGGAGGCACUGAAGCUCAAGCACACGGCUCUUGUGGAGGAGACCAACUCUCUCAGAACCCGUGUGACAACUUAUGAAGCAGAACGGGAGGAAACGGAGAAAUUGUUCUCCAGUUUGCGUACGGAAGUGACGUCCUCCCGCCAGGAAGCUGCAGACCUCAACCUCCAGUUAUCCAAUACGGCACACCUACAGCAGCAGCUCAGCAGAGAACGAGAACAGUUAGCUGCAGCCAACCAAGACAUAGACGGGUUACAGUCAACAAACAGUGAGUUGGAGAGUGAAUUGCUGACCUGCCGUCAGAAGGAGGCGGAGCUGCUGGCCUUCACGCAGAAGCUGACUGACAAGAACGUCCAAAUUCAGAGUCAGUUCUCUGCCCUCCAGUCAAAGACACAAAUGAUGGAGUUGGAACAUGGUGAGAUCAAAUCAGAAUUGGAUGAGCUCAAGAUGCAGAAGUCUAAGUUAAAAACAGACCUGACCAGAGAGAACCAGACUCACAGUGCUCAGCUGGAGAACCUUACACAGCAGCUAACAGAAAAAACAGAAGAGGCGAAACUUUUAACUACAAAAGUUAUGGACCUUGAAAAUGAGAUUCAAGUCCUCAAAAGAAAACACAACAAUUCCUUAAAGGACAUAAUGAGAGAGAUGCACAAACUACGGAGGCGUCUAGAGGACCAGGAAAAUGGCACCGCCGGAGUCUCGUCCAGCGGCCGAUCCUCCCAGUCGGCGACGCCGCACGACGCCUUGUCGCAGGGCUCGAGGGCUUCGUCCAACACCUCCCUCAACACCAUAGAAUACCAGAGUACUAAUGGCAGCAGUCCACACUCGCAGGAUCCCCUGCCGCCUCUUCACGACCCUCUGGUGACUCAGCAGCUAUUGGUCGAUAGAAUAAUUAAACUCCAGAAAUCUGCUGCCAGACGCUCGGAAAAGAUCGAGUUCCUGGAAGAACACGUCUCUCAGUUGGUGUCUGAACUGAAGAAGAAGUCUCGCAUCAUCCAUCACUACAUCAUGAAAGAAGAGACCGGAGCUCUGGCUAACUCGGCGUCAGAUUCUUCCAAGUCUCCCAAUGCUAACACUGGAAUUACAAGAAGAAAGAGCCAGGCGGAACUGAUGCGUCACGGAGGUAUCAUGGCCUCGGUGUAUGGCUCAGCCCCCCGGGACGGCUCCAUGACCCUCGAACUCUCCCUAGAGAUCAACAGGAAGUUACAGGCGGUGCUAGAAGACACUCUGUUGAAGAACAUUACUCUCAAGGAAAACCUGAACACCUUAGGGGAUGAAAUAGCCAAGAUAUCUCGCCACCAGACUCAACAACCGGACACUCACAAGUGAUGUUGUGGAUCACCAACAGAGAUCCGUGACUUGGGGAUUGUGAACGAGGAUCCAUAAUGUGUGAGGGAAGGACAUUUUGUUGAUCGUUUGCUGCCUUUACUGUACUUGUGUCUCUAGGAAGCAUGAUUGGUAUUUUACUCGAGCGUUGCCAGCCAUUAUUGAUUCAUCUGAGACACGAGGCCCAAGUUAUUGUCCGUUCGUGAAGAAAGUUAACGUGGGAGUUAGACAAUAACAAUUCUUGUUGUGGAAGUUAACUUUAAGUAUCUUGUGCCCAGAAGACUUUACUUAUCAUUGACAGGUUUUAUGACAUGAGUUGAAGUGGAAUUCUUAAGAAAUUAUUGAUAGCUACUGUAUGUUAGUACUCACUACAUACACACAAACUUUUACUAGCUUUACAUUAUGUUGAGUUCUUUUCAUGUUAUCUUCUUUUUAAGUCAGUUUUAUUCUCUCACUCUCUCUCUCUCUCCAAACAGUCAUAAGUAUGCCAUUAUCCAUGAACAAGAAACAUAAUAUGAAAACUUGUCUUCUCUUGUGUGUUGUAGGGAACCUAAUCAGUAUUUGUGGCUCAUCUCACGAAUACAUGCAAUGAGUCUGCUGUGUGUGUACGUCAGCUACGCCAUGUUUGAUAAUGUCUUACACCCAAGUGUUGAGUUAUACGUGAAAUAACUAGUCAUUAAAGAAGUGGAUUUAGUUUGUAGAGAGUUUUAUCCGUUCUUGUCUUCACUUCACAGUUAUCGUGGAUUAAGCUGCAUGACAAAUAUUUGUACCACGGUGGAUAAGGAUUUCAUCUUGCAUUGUUACCGGUUAGCUUAGGUACUGUACUCUUGUCAGAACAUGAAAUACCACUCCAGUCAAUAAGAGCUAUGUAAAUUUUACUUGAAUCCCCCCCCCCUAAAAGAGAUCAAAUUGUAUCUUGCUUUUAUCCUCUCUGCCACUGAUUGGCUUGUUAGCCGCCCGGGCGAUCGGUCACGUCUCUGUCACACACAGUUGGCAAGCACUGGGCAUUCACCGGCUCUUGAAUGUACCUGAACCUGCUCCAGUGUUGGUCAGGGCUGGUGUUGAAACAGCUCACACUCGGUGCCGUCACAACACUCUUGUGGUGCCCAGUGUCCAUCUUGUGUCCUUCCAUCUGCUUUUGUCUACAGCUGAAACAAUCACCAAAUAAAGAACCUCUUUAUGAGUUAAGAGUAUACAGUACUGUACUGUAAUACUUAAUAACAAUAUUUAUUCCGUCAUUCCCAUUUCAGGUUUUCAUAUGACUGUAAACAUCGUUAUAUUAUGGCAUAAGAAUUUCCAUCAUCAACUCUCGUCAACAUCGUCGUCCUUUAAGUUGGGUGUUCGUGCAUUAAAGUCAAUGUUCACCUGACAGAUUCUUUUAACCCAUUAUAUAUGGGCUCUCCUCUGACCCGAACAAAAUCAUAUGGUGUUAGCCAAAGAAAACAUUAAAGUGGCGUCCCCGUAGUGAAGGGGUUAUGGAGAAUGUUACUCAUCAGACAAUACUAAACAUAUAUACUGUACAAUAUAUCAUAUUUCUACCAUUAUAGUUUCUACAGUUCCGAGGCUGCAGAUGUAUCGUGCCCUGGAGGAGCCAUCAUGCUUAGUAUAAGUUUAGGACCUGAGUUAAAAGCCUUUAGUAGGUGACAUAUCAUAAAUUCAAAAUGAUCAACAUAAGUGUUCUUUACUUUGCAAUCUUAUCAUAUUAAGUAUAAGAAAUAUUCUGUGUUGUUUGACAGUACAGUACAGUAUUUUAAAACGAGAAUAUUGUUUAUUUUUUUAUUAAGUGUGAAAUGUAGGUAAAUCAUAGUUAGGAGUAAUUAAUCUAUUUUUAAUUAAAUUGUAUUGAACUACUGUGCGUAUACAUUGAAUCGUUUCGGUUAAAGACUAUGGCAGUGAUAUAAGUUGGCAUUAUUGUGUCAGGUUAUUAAGUUGGUGUUUACAUGAGAACAGUUUGCUUGAGGUAGAGAGUGGUUGUACGUUCUGUGUCUGUGUUGAUGAAAUACUUUUAGUACAUAUCACACUUGUUGAA
Messenger RNA from Homarus americanus (American lobster), 3711 nucleotides. RefSeq names its product coiled-coil domain-containing protein 186-like (gene Golgin104). The record is from RefSeq and is a predicted model, not a curated record. The coding region runs from base 171 to 1685 and encodes 504 amino acids. Lineage: Eukaryota; Metazoa; Arthropoda; Malacostraca; Decapoda; Nephropidae. Gene Ontology annotation, molecular function: small GTPase binding. Gene Ontology annotation, cellular component: trans-Golgi network. Gene Ontology annotation, biological process: vesicle cytoskeletal trafficking. The transcript has 12 exons.